Molecule: messenger RNA, 834 nt
Organism: Pediculus humanus corporis (human body louse)
Lineage: Eukaryota; Metazoa; Arthropoda; Insecta; Psocodea; Pediculidae
Exons: 6
Coding region: 1-834 (277 amino acids)
Cellular component (GO): endoplasmic reticulum membrane
Source: RefSeq, a predicted model, not a curated record
AUGGUGACCAAGAAAGAAUAUGAUGAUGAUGUUACAUUUAAAAAAGAAUCUAAAAUUAAAGUUUCGAGGAAAAUGACAGAAGUUGAAAGCAGUGAACCAGGUAGCACCAAAUCGGCUCUUGUUAUUGUUAUUUUUAUAUUUUUAAUAUCUCUGUCGUUAUUAGUUUGGAUUUACAUGAGUUUUCCAAAAUUAGAAGAGAAUGAAAAAUCAGUAGUUAAGUUGCCAUUACAUAUGGAAGAUGCUAAAAAUUUAGGAAAAGUAUUAGAUAAAUAUAAGGAUAAAUAUUACAAUCAAGUUUUGGCCUUAUUUUUUAUUACUUAUUUAUUUUUACAGACUUUUGCCAUUCCAGGAUCCAUUUCACUUUCCAUUCUUUCAGGUUUUUUGUAUCCAUUCCCUUUUGCUCUAAUGUUAGUUUGUUUUUGCUCGGCAACAGGAGCUUCAUUAUGUUAUUUACUUUCUUCGUUAUUGGGGAAAAAAUUGGUGGAAAAAUAUUGGCAGGAAAGAGUGGCAAAGUGGUCGAAAACAGUUAAUAAACACAGAGACAGUAUACUGAAUUACAUGUUAUUUUUACGAAUGACACCAUUUUUACCAAAUUGGUUUAUAAACAUAGUUGCCCCUUGCAUUGAUGUUCCAUUGUUUCCAUUUUGGUUGGGAACAUUUUUAGGAGUUGGUCCUCCAUCAUUUUUAGCAAUUCAAGCUGGACAAACGCUUCAUCAAUUAUCAGCAGAAGAAUUUUCAUGGUCAUGGAAGUCUGUAUCUCUUUUAGGUAUUUUUGCAUCUUUAUCAUUACUGCCAGUAUUUUUAAAAAAUAAAAUAAAAAGAAAGUUUGAUUAG